Molecule: messenger RNA, 330 nt
Organism: Olea europaea var. sylvestris
Lineage: Eukaryota; Viridiplantae; Streptophyta; Magnoliopsida; Lamiales; Oleaceae
Product: macrophage migration inhibitory factor homolog
Exons: 2
Coding region: 23-286 (87 amino acids)
Molecular function (GO): phenylpyruvate tautomerase activity
Source: RefSeq, a predicted model, not a curated record
UUAAAUUCUUGUUAUAUCUGUCAUGAUGCAGUAUGUGAUGAUCGUGUUGAAGGGAUCUGUUCCAAUAGCGUUUGGCGGGACAGAGCAACCUGCAGCGUAUGGAGAGUUGGUGUCUAUUGGAGGACUUAACCCAGAUGUUAACAAGAAGCUGAGUGCUGCUAUUGCCAACAUACUUGAGACUAAGUUGUCUGUACCCAAAUCGCGACUCUACCUCAAAUUCUAUGAUACUAAGGCUCAUCAGAGUCAAGAAUAUGCACAAUGUCUUCAUGCCUUGCACCAAUUCUAAAUCAUGUAAACGAACUUUCACCGUUUAGAUAGAUGAUUAUUACU